Pseudoliparis swirei is the source of this 4813-nucleotide messenger RNA. It is a transcript of the gene tyro3, whose product is annotated as TYRO3 protein tyrosine kinase. Gene Ontology annotation, biological process: nervous system development; positive regulation of kinase activity; multicellular organism development. The transcript is spliced from 19 exons. Lineage: Eukaryota; Metazoa; Chordata; Actinopteri; Perciformes; Liparidae. Gene Ontology annotation, cellular component: signaling receptor complex. Gene Ontology annotation, molecular function: ATP binding; protein binding; transmembrane receptor protein tyrosine kinase activity. Bases 202 to 2772 code for a protein of 856 amino acids. The record is from RefSeq and is a predicted model, not a curated record.
UCCUCAAGAUGUUUUUGAGAACAACUUGUUUCUACUUCCGGAAGCUUCUCGUCAGUUUACUUUGUUUUGCUGCUCCGUGAACUCAGCGGCACCUCCUGCGACCGGCGGCCGACACACGAGCACUGGAGACCGAGCACCGGGGACGGGGAGCCGAGCCGAGCCGGGCCGGGCCGGGUUAACCCGGUUUAACACGAUGAGAAGAUGAAGCUGGUUCUGUGGAUGCUCCUGGUUCUACUGAGUCCGGACGGGACCGGCGGACACGCAGGCGUCUCCUUCACGAAGCACCCGGCCAAUCAGACGCUGACUCAGGGCAACGCGGCGCGGCUGGGCUGUGCCGUGCAGGGCCUCACGGAGCCCGACAUCUCCUGGGUGAAGGACGGAGAGAAGCUCUACAGCUCGGACCAGAUGUUCCUCACCCUGGGGGAGCAGCACUGGGAGACCUACCACAGUGUGAAGUCGGUCCAGCAGCAGGAUGCGGGUCAGUACUGGUGUGAGGUGGAGUUCCACGGUUUGGUGUUCUCCUCUGAACGAGCCUGGAUCACGGUGGAAGGUGUCCCUCACUUCGUCCAGGAGUCUCAGGACGUGUCCACGUUCCCCAACGUCCCCUUCAACCUCACCUGUGCUGCCGUUGGCCCCCCCGAGCCCGUGGAGGUGCUCUGGUGGCUGGGGGGGGUCCAGGAGGGGGGGCCCAGACCGUCCCCCUCCAUCCUCCACAUCCAAGGAGUGAACAACAGUGUGAAGUUUUACUGUGAAGCAAAGAACAACAGAGGAAUCUCUGUCUCUAGAACCGGAACAGUACACAUUAAAGUGCUGCCGGCGGCGCCGGUCAGGCCGCAGGUGAAGAUGGCCGACAACAAUGUCACUUUGUCAUGGAAACCAGGAUUCACAGGGUAUUCUGAGCUGUCCACCUGCAACGUCCAGCUGUCGAGGCGUUCGGUCCGGAGGUGGGACCUCCCUCAGCAGAAGGUCCAGGUUCCUCCACACCUGCAGGUCCUGCCUGGUCUGAGGAGCCACUCCAACUACAGCGCCAGGGUUUCCUGUGUGAACGAGGUGGGGGCGUCGCCCUUCUGCCCCUGGCUGCACUUCCAGACACCUGAGUCAGUACCCUUAGUGGCCCCCAGGAACCUGACCUUUGACCUGACGGAGCAUCAGCUGGCUCUGAAUUGGGCCGGGCUGCAGGAGGAGGAGCUGCAGGGGCGACUGUUGGCCUACAAGGUGCAGUGGACCCUGGGAGGAGAACCACAGGAGCCGCUGCUGUUUAAGGAGAACUCUGCUCAGCUGUCAGGAGGAGGGCGGUUCUUCAACACCUCCUUCAAGGUGUCGGCCUGCACCUCGGUGGGCUGUGGGCCCUGGAGCCCCCCAGUGCUGGUGCUGCCGGCCUCAGUCCAGGUCCAGGUCCAGCGGAGCCACAUGUGGGUUGGCCUGCUGCUGGGUCUGCUGGGGGCCACCGUGGUGGGCCUGCUAAUCGCCGCCGCCGCCCACCGCCGGGACAAAGAGACGCAGUUUGGAUUGGCCUUCAAGCCUCCGGGUGCCGAGAGCUCCGUCUCCUUCACGGCGGCUCGCUCCUUCAACAGGAACUGUGCCGAGCUGCAGGACUCCACCUUGGACAGUCUGGGUAUAAAUGAGGACCUGAAGAACAAACUGCAGGACGUUCUGAUCCCAGAGAGAUUGCUGACCCUGGGACACAUGCUAGGGAAAGGUGAGUUUGGGUCGGUGCGUGAGGCCUUCCUGAAGACGGAGGACUCGUCCGUCCUGAAGGUGGCAGUCAAAGUGCUGAGAGCUGACAUCACGUCCUCAGCUGACAUCGAGCAGUGCCUGAGGGAGGCGGCCUACAUGAAGGACUUCCACCACCCAAACGUCAUCCGGCUCAUCGGAGUGAGUCUCCACCGGCGGCCCGCCCAGCGGCUGCCUGUCCCCAUGGUGGUUCUUCCCUUCAUGAUGCACGGAGACCUGCACACCUUCCUCCUGCUGUCCCGACUCGGAGAACGUCCGUUUGACGUGUCCCUGCAGCCUCUGCUGCGCUUCCUGCUGGACAUCUCUCGGGGGAUGGAGUACCUGAGCAGCCGCAGCAUCGUCCACCGAGACCUGGCGGCCCGGAACUGCAUGCUGGAUGAGACCAUGUGUGUGUGUGUGGCAGACUUCGGGCUGUCCAGGACUCUGUACCGUGGUGAUUACUACCGUCAGGGUUCAGCCUCCAAGCUUCCUGUGAAGUGGAUCGCCCUGGAGAGCCUGGUGGACAACAUGUACACCAGCAUGAGUGAUGUGUGGGCCUUUGGGGUCACCAUGUGGGAGGUCCUGACUAGAGGUCAGACCCCGUACCCCGGAGUGGAGAACAGUGAAGUCUACGAGUACCUGAUCAGAGGAGAGAGACUGAGGAGACCCCCAGACCUCAGGGACGACAUCUAUGAGCUGAUGCACAGCUGCUGGAGUCCGGUCCCCAAGUGUCGGCCCAGCUUCCAACACCUGGUGGCCCAGCUGGAGGCCCUGUGUCAGGGCCCCACCCCCCCAGCCAAGGAGGCCCUGCUCUACGUUAACCUGGAGGAGGGUGGGGAGGGGCAGGAGGAGGAGCAGGAGGAGGCGGCGGGGGGGAGCGUCUCCUGGCAGCGCCGGGCCGAGGACCAGGAGAAGGACUGGCUCAUGGUGGGGUCAGAGGUGGCCCUGGCCAUCGGGGGGGACUACAGGUACAUCGGCCCCCCGGAGGCCCCUGAGGAGGAGGAGGAGGAGGGGGGCGGGGCCACGGAGGCUGAGGACGACCUUGUCAUUAAUGUCUGACCAAUCACUGCCCUCCUCUCACCUGAUUGGACCUCUACAGUCAGCUGGUCAGAGAGGGACCAGAACUAAAGACACCGAUACUGUGUACUGAAGGUACUCUGUGUACUAGUAGUACUCUGUGUGUACUGAAGGUACUCUGUGUACUGACGGUGUGUGACCACACUGAUGAAGACCACGUGACCUUCAUUAGGUCAUGUGACCCCCAGAAGGUUCUCUGGAGGACUUCAGGAGUUUAAGGGAUCCGGUUUGAUUGACAGCUGAUCAGUGAUCAGUUCUGAGGGCUGGUGUUUAACUGGUGUUCUGGUUGACAGCUGAUCAAUGAUCAGUUCUGGGGGCUGGUGUUUAACUGGUGUUCUGGUUGACAGCUGAUCAAUGAUCAGUUCUGGGGGCUUGUGUUCUUCUCUUCCAGGUGUUUGGGUGUUUGAAUGUAUUCCAGUUCUCUGGUGUAAACACAGAGCAUCUUCAUGACUAACCACAGCUAUGACCCCAGCUUAAAGGGAUAUGUCACGUAACUCAGUCAGCUGACAUGGAGACACACACAUGAGGACAUGACCACAUGGAGACAUGACCACAUGAGGACAUGACCACAUGGAGACAUAAAACAGGACAUGAAGACAUGACCACAUGACAACAUGACCACAUGGAGACAUGAGUAUAUGACCACAUGAGACAUAACAUGAAGACAUGACCACAUGGAGACAUGACCACAGGACAUGAAGACAUGACCACAUGACAACAUGACCACAUGGAGACAUGACCACAUGACACGACCACAUGACACGACCACAUGGAGACAUGACCACAGGACAUGAAGACAUGACAACAUGGAGACAUGACCACAUGAGGACAUGAGACACAACCACAUGGAGACAUGAGGACAUGGGGAUAUGACCACAUGGAGACAUGACCACAGGACAUGAAGACAUGACCACAUGGAGACAUGAGGAUAUGACCACAUGGAGACAUGAGGACAUGACCACAUGGAGACAUGACCACAGGACAUGAAGACAUGACCACAUGAGGAUAUGACCACAUGGAGACAUAACCACAGGACAUGAAGACAUGACUACAUGAGGAUAUGACCACAUGGAGACAUAACCACAGGACAUGAAGACAUGACUACAUGGAGACAUGACCACAUGAGACAUAACAUGAAGACAUGACCACAUGAGGAUAUGACCACAUGGAGACAUGACCACAGGACAUGAAGACAUGACUACAUGGAGACAUGAAGACAUGACCACAUGACAACAUGACCACAUGGAGACAUGAGGAUAUGACCACAUGGAGACAUGACCACAGGACAUGAAGACAUGACCACAUGGAGACAUGACCACAGGACAUGAAGACAUGACAACAUGGAGACAUGACCACAUGAGGACAUGAGACACAACCACAUGGAGACACGACCACAUGAGACAUGACCACGUGAGGACACGACCAUAUGAAGACAUGACCACAUGGAGACAUGACGACACGACCAUAUGAAGACAUGGAGACAUGACCACAUGAAGACAUUGAGAAAUGACCACGUGAAGACACGACCAUAUGAAGACAUGACCACAUGAGGACAUGACAACAUGAGACAUUACCACACGAGGACAUGAAGACAUGGAGAAAUGACCACGUGAGGACAUGACCAUAUGAAGAUAUGACCACAUGAAGACACGACCAUAUGAAGACAUGACCACAUGGAGAAAUGACCACGUGAAGACAUGACAUGAGACAUUACCACAUGAGGACAUGGAGAAAUGACCACGUGAGGACACGACCAUAUGGAGACAUGACCACAUGAAGACACAACCAUAUGAAGACAUGACCACAUGAAGACACGACCAUAUGAAGACAUGGAGAAAUGACCACGUGAGGACAUGACCAUAUGAAGACAUGGAGAAAUGACCACAUGAGGACAUGACCACAUGCAGACAUGAAGAUGUGAACACAUGACUAACAUGAAUGGAACCAGGAAGUGUCUGCUGGUGUCCAUUAAUGUAGUUUCUUAAUGAUCAACAGAUUAAUUGUCAAUAAAGUAUUAAUGUGC